AUGGACCAAAUCUGUGCUCAGCGCAGAUGCCCCCCCACUGCCGCCACGCCCAAAAGAAAGGCCGAAGGGGGUGCUAAAGGAGAUAAGGCCAAGGUGAAGGACGAGCCACAGAGAAGAUCUGCAAGGUUGUCUGCCAAACCUGCUCCUCCAGAGCCAGAGCCCAAGUCUAAGAAGGGAGAGAGGGAGACCAAGGGACAAGAGGGGAAAGCUGAUGCCGGUAAGGACACCAAUAACCCUGCGGAAGAUGGAAAUGACAAAACAGACCAGGCACAGAAAGCCGAAGGUGCUGGAGAUGCCAAGUGA
Molecule: messenger RNA, 303 nt
Organism: Acomys russatus (golden spiny mouse)
Lineage: Eukaryota; Metazoa; Chordata; Mammalia; Rodentia; Muridae
Product: non-histone chromosomal protein HMG-17-like
Exons: 1
Coding region: 1-303 (100 amino acids)
Biological process (GO): chromatin organization
Cellular component (GO): nucleus; chromatin
Molecular function (GO): nucleosomal DNA binding
Source: RefSeq, a predicted model, not a curated record